AAUUGUAAUUAUAUCGAUAUCGAUUUAUCCCUGAAUUCCUAGCGGCUACAGAAGGAAUCCCUAUUUCGGACCUGUCAAAGCGAGGCGACAUACCUCCUCAAAUGAAUUAUUAGCCAUUUCACAUUUUGAUGUCGAAAUGAACGGAAUUUUCUUCACCGUAGGAUUUACCGUUUCUUUUUUACUUGGGGCUGUGGUGAGUACUGGACAGUUUGCUGUAAGACUUCACUCGUACGACAACCCACAGGGAACGGACUACGAUGGAACCUGCUGUGAUUCUGAUGUGGCUAAAUGUCAACUGGACAAGUGUGAUUUUAAAUUCGAUAUAUGCAUAGGAAAAGAUCGUGGAGGGCAUGACUGCACAUAUGGAAAGAAGCAGAUUAUCGCUAUUCCAAAUCGGAACAACAUCGACUUCAAUGACAUCAAGGAUCACAUCCUCCGCUUUCCAAUCACAAACAGUUUGAAGGAUCCUUUGUUUAUAAGAGUGAAUGUGACGGACCAGGAUACGGGCGAUUCCUCAGUGAUGGUCGACUCCUUCCAUUUAGUCUUCAACUCAGCUGCCUACUAUAACGACACAGUGAUUGAGUAUACGGAUUAUCUCAUCACAGGAGAAAGAACACAACAUCCAUCCAAAUUGAAUGUAAGUGUGGCGUCAUACUGUGAUCAGAAUUACUAUGGACAAGACUGUGACAUCAACUGUGUUGCUGAGAAUUUUGGUUGUAAUGGACAUUAUAAAUGUGGGGCUAAGGGAGAGAAGAUUUGUAACUCUGGUUGGACGGGCACAGAUUGUGAUGUACAGAUCCCGGGGGGAGAGGGAGACUGUGGAUUCUACAAAGAUUCCACGGAGCUACUGCCCAGCUUAUGGGUAGGUAAAUACACCUGCCCAGGUGAGCUCCCACAGGUGAUACAAAUGAAUGUGACUCAAAGAAGUGCAGAUGAAAUAUUCACCUCAGCAGUUUUAUCCUUUGCUGGGAUCUCGGUUACUACUAGAGGGACUUAUGGAUAUAGACAACUGCUCACACAGGGCACAAUGAACCAAGGCAAUAUCACUGAUGUCAUAUUUCAUGGUUCACAGCCACCUAUGAAUUUGUCCUCAAUGUCAGGGGAUCUGGAAAUCAUUCAAAAAUCAUCAGGGAAAAAGAAGUGUACUGUAGUUCUGAAUAUGCAGAAAUCUUAUUUCAACCAAUGUGGAGCUGGGACUUGUGUGCGAUAUGGACAAAAGAAGGAGGAAUACUACUGUUGUUGUGGUGGGGAUAAAGCUUCUUCAUAUUGUGGAUCAUCCACCACUACAAUACAGUCAACGACCACUUCACCUAGUACUACAACACCUCCAUCAACAACAAUAACAACAGAGGCACCAACAACAAAGUCAACCACACCCACUACCCAACUGACAACACGAGAGACAACCACCAGCAAACCCACGACACAAGAAACAACAACAAAAUCGACCACACCCACUACCCAACCAACGACAGAGACAUCAACAACUACCACUACAUCAAAGUCAACCGUAGGAAAAACUACCACUGAGUCAACCACCACAACUGUAACCACUGGAGCACCCACACAACCACAAACCACUGCCUCCACCACCACCACAAAGGCACCAAGCCCCAGUUCAACAGUGGCCACCAAUAAACCUACCACCAAUAAAGCACCUGUUUCAGCUCCUGCUGUACAAAUUCUAACAGGCAGUUUCUUAAUCAAUCUUCUGGGUGAAGAAAUUGAUAACACACUGUUCGAUGCUGUAAAAGAUGCCUACAUAGAGGCAAAUAAAGAUCAAGUGACUUUACAAAAAGUGAAUAUGGAUUUUCCUACUAGACCUUCUGUAUUGGAAUACAUUUUUGAACAAAGGAAGUACCGUGGAGAGCUGCUUUCCUUUGUGAAGUACAACAUUUCAAUUUCGGGUGUAUUGGUCAAGGUCAGACAACCAACUAAUAAAAAAAUACAAGCACAGGUCACAAAGCAUUACACUGCUAACGUUAGGUUAUACGAUAUUGAUCCUGACUUGCUCUUCCAAGUAUUCUUCAGUUUCCAACUAGACGUGUAUGGACCUGGACCAACUGAUGCAGAAAUGGCCAAAUGGGAACAGGUCCUUCUGGAUGUGUACAUAGCGGAACAGAAAUGUAAUUCAUCAGCCUGCCAGUUGUAUGACAUAUCAAUUAAAAGCACAGAUGAAUAUAUGGACUAUAAUGGGUUAGAGGUAACCAAACUGUACAUAUUUGUCCUAUUGGGGGGAACGCCAAUUCGUCCACCGUACAUAAAAGACCCAUACAUUGGAGCCCUGCAGAAUAACAGCGAAAUCAAUGCCAAAUUCUACACAGGCAGUUUAGAUGCACAUGACCUGCUUUGGUAUAGGCACCACUAUGAUCUGUUUGUAGAAGGGUCUGUGGUACAAAGGGACUGGCCUCAGUUUCAGAAUCGAAUUCAAGAUGCAUGGUACAAAGCUAUACCAGAGUACAACUGUCCGAUUUGCAACGUAUUUAUUCACAGAACAGAAAAAUAUAUAGGAGAAAAUGGAGAGCCAUUGACAGCCAUAGUUUACUUCUUUCAACUUCGUCAAAUAUUUUCAUUUCCUUACGUGGAUGGACCCCUGAGUUUACAGUAUCUGAGGAUGGAAAAUUUGACAGAUGUAAAUGGGAACCAGUACAAAUUGUACAAUGGAACUAAACAAUAUCGCUACAGCCAUGGGUUUAACCUGCUCAUAAAGGGUCAGGUAGAUCCCAAGGACAGGAACCAGUUUACAGCAGCUAUGAAACAAGCUUGGCUAGACUAUAAUGCGUCUGUUGCCAGUAUAACCCCCAGUAAAAUGAUUGAAGAAUACAUCAGCAUAUCUGGUGACAUUGUGUCCAACAUUGUAUGUUUUGUGACCCUUGGUGAUGUUGAGAUUGAUGCCCGACUUAUCUCCACCCCCUCGAUGUCAUGGUUACACAGCUGGACAAUGCACCAAUCACAGCUGUCGUUCUCCAGGGCUGGAGGACAGACUUACGAGGUGUACACGAAGCAUCUUCUUAGUGAGCUGUAUCUCAGGACUGAUCUCUUCUCUGUUUACUUUGAGGGGUACAUCAAGCUGGAUUACUGGACAGACAUUGCUGAAUCAUUGCAGAGGACUUGGAAUUCUACCUCCACAUUCUCAGGAAAAAGAAUUGAUGUUAAAGUUUUGGGAGCUAGCACAUUCUCUGUAUAUCAAAAGAGAGAGUCUGUUGUUAGUAUGCUAUGGUAUGCUUUGCUGGUGGAUGGUAAACUGGUAUCCCCAGUCUCGGUACUUGACAGUCAGAGAGGACUGGCAUACAACAUAUCCAUGGUGUCUCUAGCUUCAAAUUACUCAGUGUAUGUGUUAAAGGACAGGCUACUAGACAGGGUGAACCAGUUUACUCUGUACUUCACUACCAAGAUCAACUAUCUGGACUUUGAUGUUGGUAUCAGGACUCAACUUCUAGGUGUGAUCAGACGGAAGUGGACAGGUUCAAAGAACUACAAAGACUUGGAUUUGUACGUUGACUAUCAGGAAAGGGUGUACGGAGCCAACAAUUCUGUACUUUGGAAGUUGGUAUUUUAUCUGAUGUCAAAUCACAUGGAGAUCAACAGUCAGUUCGUCAAACCCAUUACACAUCAGUUGUUCCAGUCAGAGGAAAUAAAGGACAUCUCUGGUCAGACGUAUCAUCUGUACGCAGGUCAAAGGUCAUCCACCUGGCUGUAUUAUGAUAGUCAUUUCUCCUUGACGUUUACCUCAGAAGUGUCGAAUCUGGAAUGGUUUAGGGUUGAACGGAUGCUGGAAUUAAAGUGGUGUAGUAUUGUAUUACAUUGUGCAUCAGGACAGAAUGUCUCAAUCUCCAUUAAAGAACAGAAGCAAUACUGGGAUGACAGCACUAGGAACUGGUACUGGCAGCUGGUAUACUUUGUACGACAUGGAACAGUAUUAUAUAGUUCAAAGUAUCACUCCUCCAUAGAUGUGAGCAAGUUGGAUUUCUCGUGGAGCAGUGUAUAUAAUUCAACCUACCAGGUAGUGGAAAAUCCUGGCAUAGGGAGGUGGAGAUUCUCAAGGUCAUUCCACCUGUGGACCGAGGAGCACCUGACAGUGAAUGCUGAGGCAAUCCAAAAAAUCAGAAUAGCUUUACUACAAGCCUGGUACAAAAUGAACAUAAGAUCUGAUUUAAAGAAUUGUAGCUGCGUCUCCAUUCAUGUCCUGCCACAGAGGAGUUACUCUGCUGGAAACGGGCAAUCAAUUUGGAAGCUGACAUACUUCAUAUUGUACAAGAAUAAAGUAGUCCUGGAUGGUCAUUUGUGGCCAGCAUUGAAUGCCACACUGAUAGACUGGAGGAUAGUGACCUCCUCCAAGGUCAAGGUCCGAACAGAUGUUGACCUUUACUACUAUCGGUACAUGUUGCACUUUAAACUCGAUCAUAAGCUGUCCCUGUCUGAGUAUGGGAACGUGGAAAAGGCUAUGACUGAACAAUAUGUUGACCAACAUCCAGCCUGUGGAUGCAGCAUUUCCAUAGCUCAUCAAGAAGAAGUUAUUGACAGCCAUGGAAAGUCGUCCUGGAUAGUUUACUACCAUAUUGUGAAGAACGGAGUCUAUCAGAAGCCAACUUUGUAUCAUCCAUUUAAAUGGAAUCUCUUUAAUACUAAAUACCACUUCACUUCAUCUGAUGGCCACAAGCUGCAUUUUACGUGGUCAUGGACCGGAAGCCACAACUAUGUUAGUUACAGCCAAUCGGGUGGUUUGUUUCUUCAGACUUGGGUUCCUCCUUCACUUUAUGGAAGGUUUGGUGCUUGGUUGCAGUGGUACUACCAGAGGAUUUUCCAAGGAUCUAAGGUGGAAGUGACAAUGACAAAUACAACCAGAGAAUAUAAGAAAAAGGACGGGUCCUCAGCUUGGCAACUUCCCUUCAUUGUGAAAGUGAACAGCAGUGUUGUUACACCACCCGCCAUCAACAGCACGACCUUCCAGGCGACCUUCAACACCACAACAUCAUGGAAACAGCAUUUCACUGUGGUGCAUCCUGACGAGGUCACUGACAAACACAAGAUUUUCUCUGUUUAUUUGAACCACAAAGUGUCGGAAACAGCCAAGGAAGACAUUAAAAAUGCCAUCAUAGCCACUUAUAUACAACAGCAUCCAGGAGUCAACUCAUCUCUAGUGAACCUGACCUUUGGAACUCAGCAAGAAAUUUUCUCUAACAGCAAAAACAACCAAACAACUGAAAAAUCUUCCUCCUGGGAGUUGAGUUACACCCUCAUUGUUGGAGGUUCGGAGGUGGAUUCCAGAGGUACAACCAGUCUGAACACCUCCCUACUGACCUCUAACCUCAAUGUCACAGGACCAAACAAGGUCAAAUACACCGUCGUCACAAACACUGAGUCUACAGCAUUCAUUGCUACUAGUCGUGUGUCUUCGCUGUACGUCAACUCUUUUGUUUCUGUCGAGGACAUUAAGAAGAUGGAGACUAAGAUUGCGCUUGCAUGGAAGCAACAGUACAAUAGUUCUGAAGAAGUGAAGGUGUCUUUUAUAAGACAGAAAGAGUACAUUAACAGUAAUGGUGAGGUGGUUUGGAAGUGGGACUACACACUGACCUUGAACAGUUCUCACCUGGUGCGCGCGAAGGUUCCUGCCGUGGACCACACACAUUUACAGAUGGCUGUCGGGAGCCUGAUCUCUGUAACAGGAGGGAAGUACCAAUUGGUCCUGUCCACCGGCAACUUCCUGAAUUUUCAGAUGCACUUCCCAUUGUACCUUACCUCAAAAAUGACAAAAGAAAAUGAAAAGGAUUUCAAGAAAAACUUACAGGACGCAUGGGCAAAGAAAGGUCUCGGAGCUGUAUCAGUUGAGAUUGUAAAACAGGAAGAGCUCAUCCACAAGUCCACUGGUAUUUCAAGUUGGAGGUUGAUUUACUUUCUGAAACGAAAUGCCACUAAAACAGUGGUUGAUUCUCGGGUGACAGAAAAUAUCAACGCUUCAGAUUUGUUCCCCAUUGUGGGCCCGCGAGAGACCCUUUAUAAGUGGCACACAAACCUUGAUGCCUCCAAGUACCUCAUCAAAAGCAUGUCCAAAUCUGUGACCAUCAACACCAAGCUUGACAGCAAUGUAAAGGUUAAGCUACAAGAGAAAAUUGCAGAACUAUUGAAGAAAAAUGUCACAGAAGCUGGCCUCAGGAGCACACUAUCAGUGGAGAUUGCAGGACAGGAAGAAUAUUUUACCAAACAGAAUGUGAGAGCCUGGAAUAUUCUGUACUUUAUAAAACUGGGCGGUCAGUAUGUACCAGCUUCGUCUGUGGUCAGUGUUGACCAUGAACACCUGACAACUCUCUUGGCCAAUGUCACAACGGUCCACGGACAGAGAAUUAGGGUCAUCAAGAAGAGUGACCUGUUGUACAGCUACAGGAAUGCUUUCUCCGUCUACUUCACUUCCAAAGUAGCAGCAUUACAUUUUUCCAGCAUCAAACUGCAUUUACUCAGGACAUGGGAAAAAUCUAAAGAGUAUCAAAGCUGUAACUGUUUAACCAUUGAUGAAAUCACCAAGGAUUUCCUGGAAGAAGUUGUUGAUAGCAAAGGGGUAUCCUACUGGAAGCUUAGUUACUUCUUGAGAACCAACAGUACAUUGAUAGAAUCCAUGACUCAUAAACCCUUGGAAAUAGUGGAAUUUUCCAAAGUCCUUGCCAAUGUGACCAAUGUCAAAGGUCAACCAUACACAGUCAAGUCCAUCAAAGAAAUUGUGAUAAGGUCAAGGAUGAUGUUUUCUUUCUACCUGAAAACAGAAAUUGGAUAUGGUCAGCAAGAGAAAUUCGAGGCAUCCCUCAAAGCAGCGUGGACGCGCCUACAACCAGGUACAUUAAAGGACCAAGAAACAUCAGUCAGAAUCUACAGGAGCACCAGAUUUGUGAAUGUAAAUGCCAGUAGUGCAGUGUGGCAGGUGGAUUACGUUAUAAAAACAAUGGACAUUGUGGUCGAUCCUCUAGAGAUCCCUAAUCUGCCUCCAGAAGAACUACAGAAGAAUCUCACAUUCACCAACCCUAAAGGUGUACAGUACCGAGUUCUGGAUCGCUCAGAUGACAUGCUGGAUUAUAGGAUACAUUUUGCUUUGUAUCUCAAGUCAGAAGUGAAGUCGGCAGAUUUUUCUAUCUUCGAGGGUGUACUGAAAAAAUACUGGACUUCAAAAGGUUACACAAAUGCAUCUGCCACGGUAUCAUUCCAAGAGAGAUAUGUGAACAAUUAUGGGAAAAUGCUGUGGAAAUUGGUAGUCUUUGUAAGGAUGGGCAGCGUGUACAUGGACUCUAGGACGUCUGAGGAUGUGAAUACAACUCAGCUACAGACCAGCAUUACAUGGAGUGACACCCGAGGCAGGAGGUAUCAACUGGUGACGAUCCAAUCAAAAACACUCAGAAGAUACGCCUCCGGUCUCACAGUCAUCCUUUCCCGUGCUGUAUUGAGGUCAGACCUGAUUCACGUCACAGAUGUACUCAGAAAGACAUGGACUGAAGCAGAUAUUGGACUGAAGAAUGUGUCUGUUGACGUCCUCAGUCAGGAGAAUUAUAUUAGCUCUGAAAGGGGACUAGUUAGCAAGAUCUUGUACUUCCUGUCUGUGGAUGGAGCUACUGUCGACAGUGGAAUGCUGGGUAAUGUGAACUCAACAGCCCUCCAGCAGAAACUGACUUCUUUGUCAACCAGCUACAAAUAUCAAGUUGUCAUGGAGGCGGAUGUGUAUAGAUACGAGUGGUUGUUCACCUUGGAUCUCAUGGAACCGCUUCUCACCAAGGAUUAUAAAGUAAUGGAACGUCAGUUAGCUGCAGCUUGGAUGGUUGAUUGGGCAACAAAUUUCAAGAAUUCAACAGUCAAGAUCAUGUCACAAGAGAGUUUAAUUUCUGAACAAGGAGUUUCAGUGAGUCGAGUUCUGUACACCUUAAAUGGAGACUUAAAGAUGAGGAAAGCAACACAGCUAGAUCCUUUAUCAUCCAGAGCACUGACAAAAAGAGUCACUUUGGUUAAGUCGGGCACCAGUUAUCAGUACAUUUCCCGGAUCUUUGGUGGUAGUCACUCAGUGUUCCGCCACUCUGAUCUGUACAGGCUGGACCUGAAUGGCAGGGUGGCAAAUUACACAGCACUGGAGGGUCAACUCAUCCAGGCUUGGAAUUCAUCCAUGAAUGUAAGUGGUGAAAAGAUACAGAAGGUGUCCAUUGUUAAGCAGGAAAGGAUUCUCUUAAACAAUGGAGAAUCAGCAUUCAGAUUGCUGUACCAUGUACAGAGUGAAAAUGUAGACUUCACCAUGAACAGACAGUUGAUGUCUGGUCCAUCCCAUGAUGCAUUGAUCAAACACGUUAGAGUGGAGGAUUCCACAGGAGUGUCAAGAAGAGUGCUAAAUAUAUCCGAGGGAUUCCGAAUGACCCAGGUGUUCAGUAUUGUAAUGAACAGACAAGUUUUCCUAUCAGACAAGUCCAAGUUUGAGAACAGGCUGCUGCAUGCUUUGAAAUCAACAUGGACUGAUAUCUCCUCCACUUUCACUUUCACUGUCAGAAGUGAAGAAAGAGUAGUGGAUAAAAGCUCAGGACAAAUGUUAUGGCGAUACAACUAUGUGACGAAAACUAAUGGCGAUACAAUAGACGUAUCCCGCCAACUCGGGGUCAGUAGCACGACCUUGACCUCUGCCCUCAACUUCACGUCACCCAGGAAAGAAGAAUAUGUUGCUGUGGAUAAGGAAGUGUUUUCCUAUAAUGAAAUGUUCUCAUUACAAGUGGAAGGAAUACAAAAUAUUGAGAAAACUCGACAAAUUUCUGAUGAAUUGAAGAAGGAGUGGUUAAAACUAACAGUAUCUGCAUCUGUUGGUAAUUUGUUCAGAGAAGAAUAUCUUUCUGACAAAGGAACACCGGUGACGAAAUUCAGUUACUUUGUCGAACAUUCCUUUGGUGAUGAGCUGAUAUAUCCCUCGGUGACCAAACCGCCUGUGUAUGCUUCCUUGGUAACGAGGGUAGGGCUAAAGCUAUUUACAGGGAAAUCCUCCGUGAGAUAUUCCGACUGCUUCAGGCUGUAUGCAAGUCUCCCUCGGUGGUCUGUAAACAGAUCCAGUGUGAAGGCUGCUCUGACACAAACCUGGCAACAGCACUCUCAAGUCUCAAGUAACAUGACUGUUUCACUGGUAAAUGGAAUGGACUCAUUCGUAGGCAGUUAUGGUCUCCAGUUAUCUGCAUUCCUAUACACAAUAUCCUACCAGUCUUCAGGCCUCACCAGAGUUAUCACCCCUGAUAUCACUGUCAAGCCUGACUUUGAGAAAGUCCAGAUUGCUUUGUCUUCCCAGAAUUCCAAGCUGGCUGUUUAUCGUUCCAUUCCCUACAGAACUCGAUCCCUGUUUCAUGUGUCUAUUAAACAUCUUAGGAAUGUGUCGAUGUCGGCCAGUAAUGUUUUGAGUUUGAACAGCCUAUUUACACAAGCAUGGAGGAAUACAUACAUUUCAGUAGACGAGUAUAAGGGAUUGGAAAGCCAGAUUGUUUCCACUAAAGAAUACAGGACGAUUAAUGGAGGUUCAUGGGUCACCAGGGUAUUUUAUCAUGUUGAAAUAAACAACAAAACUGUGGAACCAUGGGAAGGAAAACUGCAGUCUGCCAAGUUUAGUGGAAAUCUGAUAAGACUUCUACAGAAUGACUCCUCUCUGAAUGGUCAUUUCAUUUUGAACAAUCAGACGGAGAACGAAGUAUACAGCAUAUUUAUUAAAGGUCAUCUAAAGGAUUUUGUUAAUACACACAAAGCACUCCAAGGCAGCUGGCAGAAGAGUAUAACCUCAGGGACGGUAAUAGUGACUACCAUUGGUACCCAGAAAUACGUCAGCGAUAGCUGGAAAGAUGUCACAAAGCUCAAGUACUCGGUCACAGUCAAUGGGUCCAGUCCAGAUGCUCUAAAACUUUCACCUCCUUCUUUUGCUGCAGUCGAGGCGGAGCUACAGAAAGUGAACAAAUCUCAGUGUCCUUGCUAUACCACCAAGGUCAGGAAAGAAUACUUGUUGGGUUCCAGGACAUCUAUUAAAGUUAAUAAAGUCCAGACAGCCCUCAAAUCUGUGUGGACAAGCAAGAACACAGGCAUAGACAGUCAGAAGUUCACAGUGAGAAUCAAAGACAUCACAAACAGACAGAAAAGAGACACUGAAAGUGCUACCAUCGAAACAAAACUUGUCGGCAAUGGAAAUAAGGAAGUAACACCUGUACAAUAUACAGUAGCUUUAGAAGGUCAUGACCCUGACCCGACCUUUGUGGACACACCCUCAGGAAAUGACCUUACAAAACCUUUGGGUCAGGCUGGUGCUGCUCCCUGUGGAUGUUCCCCAAAACUUGCAGGAACCUUGAAGCUGAAAGGAGCAACUGAUCCGAAAGAAAAGCAAAAAAUUACCAAUGCUAUUGCAGAUGCAUUUGCAAAGCAAAACCAAGAUGUGAGCAAGAACAAUAUCAAAGCAGAUGCCAAAUUAAACAACGUUAAAAGUGAUGGAAAUGAUAUAACUGUUGUGGAUUAUACUGUCCAACGAAAUGAUGAUGAGCCCAUAGAAGACCUGAAAUCACCCAAGCGUGUCGACUUGGAGAGAAGUCUGAAUACUGCUGGGAAAACGCUGUACUCUAAAUCCCCAGUAACCCCGCCAGAAGAGGACGACAAGAAGAUGGCCAUCUAUAUAGCUGUUGCAGUGGUGGUCUUUAUCAUACUGAUCCUGAUAAUCUGUUACAUUGUGUACAUCAGAAGACAUAGAAAGAAGGGGAAUUUACUAAAGAGAGAGCAGCAAGUCAAAGAAAAUAAUGCGUUUGACACGGAACAUUUCAGUGAACCUGCAGUAUCGCAGGCUUAUCAGAAUCCAAAUUACGAACAAAACCCUAUCAAACAAGAUCUCAGAGAUGUUUGAUGCAUAGCUUGUUUUAUCAACUAUUUUUUAUUCUAUGUCGACUAUUUUUGGAGCAUUUUUUCUUGUUGAACACUUUAAUAGAACUAUGCAAUGAAUUUUUUAAAUACGUGUAUUUGUUACAGUUAGUGACGCAAAGAAAGAUUAUAAUUUUUUACUACAAACUGCCGUCCAUGUAAACUUGCCGAUUUCCUAUACAUUGUAUUCCUUCAUGCAAUGUGUUGUACAGUCACAUUAAGUUCUAUCCAACAUUUUAAAAAUUUCAAAAAUUCUCAGGAGAGAUCCAAGGUUCAUGUAUUGCUUAUAUGUGCACACUGUACAUGAAUAUGCUGUUAUUUGAACUACACUGUGUGAUCAAAUUACCAUUUUUAAUAGCAACUUUUCCAACAUUAAUGAUUUCAUACACCUAAAUUUGAUUGUCUUCAUCAUUUCUUAAAGUUGUCAAAAAAAGGACAUUUUCAAUAACUUUUUGCUAAUGUAGAGCACUCUUUUUUUCCUUCAGAUUUAUUUGAAAUGUGGAAGCAUUCCUCUUAUAAAAGCAUGAGUCCAUCAUUAAAUGAGCAUUAAUUGAUUUUUACAAAUUUUUAUAUUAGCGGACAAACUCAGAUAAUUAUGCAAGGUAGUAUCGAAUUGUUCAGGGACACUUUUAUCUCUGACACCCUCAUUUUGUAAGGUAUUGAAAUGGCACGAUUUGUUUCUAUAACUUUAUUUAGCAGUGCUUGAUAUUUGAAAGAUAUUUUAAGUAUGCAUAUAAUUAAUUCCUUUAAACUUGUAAUCAUACAUUGAUGCAUUGUUGUGUAUUUAAAGUGAGAAUGUAUAUUGGACAAUUUACCUACAGAAUGUUACUUGUAGAUGUGCUUUUAUAAUUGUUAUUUAUUUGUUGUGCAUUAUGGCUUGCCAAUAUAUAUUAAUUUUAUCUUGCCAUCAAUAUGGGAUUGAGUGAUAUUAUGGAAGCUGUAGUGUGGGUGUUUAUGUAUUCAAAUUCAUAACAUUUGUUGUAAUGUAGUCAAGAAAAAUACAAAAUUUGUGUUUUUGAAGUAUUGUACUAAUGAAAACCCUUUGAUAGUGAGAGGUUAGUUUGUAGAUUUUUACUGGGAUACAGAAAACCUUGUACUUAUUUUUUAUAUAAUUUGUGUUGCAUUUUUUUUUUUUUAAAUAUAUUUCUUGCCAGUUACGUUAAUGAUUCAAAUGAGUUUCUAAAUUCAGUGCUUUCUUUUACCUGUCAUGCAUCACUAAAAUAUUUCAGUCCAUAAUUUGCCGUAGUUAUCUCGCUGUCUGUAUGCAAUUUUUGAGAAUCUUUACAGUAUGCUUUGGACUUUAAUGAAAUUAUACAUUUAAAUACUGUUUUAUGUGUAAAUGUUCAUAUAUCCUUUUUUACAAUUUUCUAAGAUGUAAAUUAGGUUUGUCACUGUAAAGUAACAAAAAAAAUGUCACAUGUCAACUAAAAAAAUGUUUUUAUGAAAUCACUUAAAAUUUCACAGCAGUGUCACAAUGACUUAACAUCCUGGUACUUUAAUGAGCUAUAGUUCUGCAGCUAUAAACAUGUCCUGAUUGAUGAGGAAAAUUUAAAGCAAAGUUGAACCAAAGAUAAAUAGGCUUUAAUCAUAUAAAUUGGGUAAAUUUUCGUGUGUUUCAUGACAGCUGAAUAUUGUGUGAAUUUUGAAUCUCAUGACAUAUGUAGAGUUUAUAAUAAGAAAUGAAUUGUUCACCAAUAACCUUGCCCAGUUGGGAGAGAAAGUUUGCAAUGCCAUGAAAGCUUUUUUUUUUAUGUAAAUGAAUAAGUCCAUCCUUUACUAAUGUGUUUCUGUAGAUCUUUUUUCUAGUUGAUCAAAAUGAAUAAAAAAUAAUGUGCGACUAUCACGACUUAUUUUAUAGACACAUUUCUUGAAUACUGACAACAGAGUUCAUCAGUUAAACUGGGAAAUAAGACCAACUUCUGCUGUGGCUUCUUACAAAUUGUGCUCUCUUUGACAACUUAUACGACAUGUAUAGUGGUGGUGUAACUUGGUUUCAUAUUGUUUUGUGAGGAAACUGUCUCUUGAAAUAAAGAAAUUUUCCCAACCUUA
This is a messenger RNA of Ostrea edulis (European flat oyster), 12930 nucleotides long. RefSeq lists its product as uncharacterized. NCBI's taxonomy places the organism in Eukaryota, Metazoa, Mollusca, Bivalvia, Ostreida, Ostreidae. The record is from RefSeq and is a predicted model, not a curated record. Gene Ontology annotation, cellular component: membrane. Gene Ontology annotation, biological process: Notch signaling pathway; multicellular organism development; cell communication. Bases 137 to 10867 code for a protein of 3576 amino acids. The transcript has 63 exons.